AUUCGGAUUUCCAUCUUGUAUUCUCCGGCGGACCGCGGGACCUGGCUCGUGCAGAGGAGGGGGGCCGAUCGCUAUGGAGUAUUUCAUGGUGCCCACUCAGAAGGUGCCCUCUUUGCAACAUUUCAGGAAAACAGAGAAAGAAGUGAUAGGAGGGCUCUGUAGCCUUGCCAACAUUCCAUUGACCCCUGAGACUCAGCGGGACCAGGAGCGGCGGAUUCGGCGGGAGAUUGCUAACAGCAACGAGCGGAGGCGCAUGCAGAGCAUCAACGCGGGCUUCCAGUCCCUCAAGACCCUCAUCCCCCACACAGAUGGAGAGAAGCUCAGCAAGGCAGCCAUUCUCCAGCAAACGGCAGAAUACAUCUUCUCCCUGGAACAGGAGAAGACCAGGCUACUGCAGCAGAACACACAGCUCAAGCGCUUUAUCCAGGAGCUGAGUGGCUCAUCCCCCAAGCGGCGGCGGGCAGAGGACAAGGACGAGGGCAUCGGCUCGCCAGACAUCUGGGAGGACGAGAAGGCGGAGGACCUGCGGCGGGAGAUGAUUGAGCUGCGGCAGCAGCUGGACAAGGAGCGCUCGGUGCGCAUGAUGCUGGAGGAGCAGGUGCGCUCGCUGGAGGCCCACAUGUACCCGGAAAAGCUCAAGGUGAUCGCACAGCAGGUGCAGCUGCAACAGCAGCAGGAACAGGUGCGGCUGCUGCACCAGGAGAAGCUGGAGCGGGAACAGCAGCACCUGCGGACACAGCUCCUGCCCACUCCAGCCCCUACCCACCACCCCACGGUGAUCGUGCCGGCGCCAGCACCCCCUCCCUCCCACCACAUCAAUGUCGUCACCAUGGGCCCCUCCUCGGUCAUCAACUCUGUUUCAACAUCCCGGCAAAAUCUGGACACCAUUGUGCAGGCGAUCCAGCACAUCGAGGGCACCCAGGAAAGGCAGGAGCAGGAGGAGGAGCAGCGUCGAGCCGUCAUCGUGAAGCCGGUCCGCAGCUGCCCCGAGGCCCACGCCUCCGACACCGCCUCCGAUUCGGAGGCCUCGGACAGCGACGCCAUGGACCAGAGCCGGGAGGAGCCAGUGGGGAACGGGGGGCUUCCCUGACCACCCCCCAGCCCUCCUCUCCCUUCUGGGGGCUGGAGGGGGCGGGGCAGCAACUGGGAGAGAUGAGGGUGAACGAGUGAGGAAUUUUUACAAAAUUACGGCAUCAUUUGGGUCUCUUUUAUGACCUAUUUUUCAAUACUGUAAAUCGACCUUUGAGUGAAGCCACCCAACCCGAGGUCCGGGGCUGGAGCGGCAGGAGCGCGUGGCAGCACCGGGACACCUGGGGCUGGGCCUCGGCCCCGGAGGCUGGGGAAGCGGACACGGAGGUGCCUGGCCUCUCUCCGCCAAAAACCAUUUUUUCAUUGAAACAUGUUUUUAAGAACAGGGAAAAUCAAACAAAACCCCAAGGUAUUUCUGCCCUCCCCAGAGCCAGCUCUAUGACCGUCAGUUUUUAAUUACCCCUUCCCUCCUCUUUUUGGUGUUCUUUCUCCUUUAAGCACUUACAUGGGUUGGGGGUCUGGCUGGGUCGGGGCUCUCGGGGUCCGGGAGUCUCCAUUGCUUCUCGGUUGGGGUUUGCUGCUGCCCUUCUUCCCUCCCCUCCCUGUCUCAGCACUAGGAAUCGCCACUCUCCACCACUGUCCGGCCCCCACCUCUCCCUCCAGGUUUCCCAUCUUCCACCCCAAAAAAGUCUUCGUCUUUCUCUUUUUGUUUUGUUUGUUGUUGGUUCUUUUUUGGUUUUAGUUUAGUUUUUUUUUUUUUGGUUUGUUUGUUUUGUUUUUUUUGUUUUUGUUUUUUUUUUUACAAUUUUGAGGUCUUUGUGUUCAAGGAGAAGCUAUUAUAUUUUGUUAAGAAAGUGGGGGGGAAAAACCAAGAGGCCACUGUGCCUUUAUAAAGAAACAAAAUAAAGUUUGUACUUUGUUUUUUA
Molecule: messenger RNA, 1955 nt
Organism: Mesoplodon densirostris (Blainville's beaked whale)
Lineage: Eukaryota; Metazoa; Chordata; Mammalia; Artiodactyla; Ziphiidae
Gene: TFAP4
Product: transcription factor AP-4
Exons: 7
Coding region: 74-1090 (338 amino acids)
Biological process (GO): regulation of transcription by RNA polymerase II
Cellular component (GO): nucleus
Molecular function (GO): RNA polymerase II cis-regulatory region sequence-specific DNA binding; protein dimerization activity; DNA-binding transcription factor activity, RNA polymerase II-specific
Source: RefSeq, a predicted model, not a curated record